Molecule: messenger RNA, 3018 nt
Organism: Trachemys scripta elegans
Lineage: Eukaryota; Metazoa; Chordata; Testudines; Emydidae
Product: E3 ubiquitin-protein ligase TRIM7-like
Exons: 7
Coding region: 13-1617 (534 amino acids)
Molecular function (GO): zinc ion binding; protein binding
Source: RefSeq, a predicted model, not a curated record
GCCAGAGUGUUUAUGCUUUUAUCUAGCGUCUCGGUGCGUUUCCUGCGAACACAACAGAAAGGGGAAAUUGCCACAGCUAGGGUGUGUCUGAAAUCCUUCAGUCCGCUGCCCGCUGGAGGAGCUGGAAGAAGCAGGGGAGUUUUGCUGCCGGCUGCCCCCAAACCAGCCAUGGCUGCCGCGAAUCCAGCGCAACUGCUCCUAGGUGAAGUGACUUGUUCGGUGUGUCUAGAUUGUUUUAAAGACCCAGUGUCUCUAGAUUGUGGACACAAUUUCUGCCAGGCCUGCAUCACUCAGUACUGGGAGGGAUUUAGUACAAACUUCCGCUGUCCUGAGUGCAGAGAAACCUUUUCCAAGAGAAACUUCAAACCAAACAGACAGCUAGGGAAUAUUUCCAGAAAACUUAAAUGGGAGUUAACAAAAGAACGAGAAGUUGGGAGAGUGUGUGAAAAACACAAGAAGGCUUUAGAUGUCUUCUGCCAAGAGGAUCAAACACCCAUUUGUAUGGUUUGCCAUCUGUCCCGAGAUCACAAAGAACAUGCCGUGGUUCCCAUAGAGGAGGCGGCUGAGGAUUACAAGGACCAAAUUCGGAGCCGUUUGGAGAUUUUGAAGAUAGAGAGAGACGUGAUUCUGACAUUUAAAUUGAGUGGCAAAAAUAAAAGCCAUGAACUGCUGAAACAGCUAGAAACUGAGAAGCAGAAGAUUGUGUCUGAAUUUCAGCAACUGCGCCAGUUUUUGGAGGAACAAGAGCGACUCCGGCUGGCUCAGUUGGAAGAGCUGAAUCAGGAAAUUGAAAAGGGGAGGGCUGAGUAUCUUGCCAAAUUAUCUGAGGAAAUAUCUUCUUUCAAUUCCCUGAUCAGUGAGAUGGAGCAGAAGUGCCAGCAGCCAGCAAGUGAAUUCUUGCAGGACAUCAAAGGCACCUUGAGCAGAUGCGAGAGGGAGACGUUUCAGAACCCAGUGGCCUUUUCUUCUGAACUGAAAUGGAGAAUCUGGGAAUCUUCUCAAAGAAAUGCAUCUCUGGAGACCAUAAUGAAGAAAUUCAAAGGUAAUAAACAGGCUGAGCUCUGCCCCUCACGCUCUGAUUCUCUCUCUACAGCAAAAGUGACUCUGGAUCCAGACACGGCCCAUCCCGAACUCAUCGUGUCUGCGGAUCGGAGAAGUGCAAGAUUGGGGGAGACACGGCAGGAUCUGCCCAACAACCCUGAGAGAUUUGACACUGAGCAUUGUGUGCUGGGCUGUGAGGGAUUCACCUCGGGCAGUCAUUACUGGGAGAUGGAGGUGAAGGUGGAGGCAGAGGGGAUGGGAGACUGUGCUGUGGGAUUGGCCAAAGAGUCUGUGACCAGGAAGGGAGAGAUCAGCCUUAACCCUGAGCAGGGGAUCUGGGCUGUGUCAUGCAGUGAGGAUUGGUGCUGGGCUCCCACAUCCCCUGAGCAGCUAAUCCAGUUCCCCCCGAGCCAGGGACCCCGCAGGAUCCGGGUUUAUCUGGACUAUGAACGGGGGCAGGUGGCGUUUUUCGAUGCUAGUCGUGGGGACCCGAUAUUCACUUUCCCGCCGGCCUCUUUCACUGGGGAGAGAAUCCGCCCGUUCUUCCGGGCUGAUCUCAAUGUGCGGCUCCUCUAGCCCCCACCCUCCUGAUCUCUAUGACCUGGAGGACUCAGCCAGUCUCCUCCCCGCACAGGCAGGGCUGAAAGGGGGGUGACGCUCUAUCCAUUGCUCUAUGGCUGUGGAGGUCUCUGUGAGGCUCUAGGCUGGGUCUUUAUGCUCCUUGGAGGCCAACUCUGUGUGGAGUGGGGGGGUCCCACCAAGGAAGGAGGGAGCCCCCCUGUGGGAGAGGGACCCAGCCGAGCACCAGGGAGAGACCCCUCAAAUGAAGAGGCUGUUGGGGGGAGACCGGGGAGAGGCCUCGCUGAAGAGGCUGUUUGGGACGUGGGGGGGACAGACCAGAGGGCAAACCAGGCGUCAUGUGGGGAGAGGUUCCCAGGAGAUCAGGGGCAGGUAUCUCAGGGGAAGCAGAGCUGAGCAGGGAGGACCCAGCGGCACAGACAACGUCCUGCCCCUUGGCUUGGGGGACACAGAGGCUGGGGACCCGUCGGGCCCCCCAGGGUUCCACCAAUCAGAGCCCAGGACUGGAGUCCUCUGCUCCCCUUCAGCGGCUAUUCUAGCAGCGUGAGCAGGACACUGGGUGGUGGAUUCAGACUGAUGAGCUCCUAAGCGCCCUGUGGGCCAGUGUUUGAGAUCUGCGGCUCCUGACACAGAGGCAAGGGAGGGAUCAGACACUGAUCUGUGGGCCAGAUGUUUCAGAGGGAUUUAGCCUUUAAAUAUCUGGUGCUGUAAGCUCUCUUGUCAGAAUAAACUACUCAAUACCCUGUGUAAUCCAAACUCAACCGAGGAAUCGUCCCUUUUCCAGCAAACAUGAAAGAAUUAAGAUGUUGACAUGAUUGUUCCCUUAGACAGUGUUUAUAGCAAAGCUAAUAUUGGUAGAUUGUGUUAUUAAAUUUAAUUGUUGUCAGUUAGGGUACAAAUUUCACUUUGUUCAUGAUUAAACUACUGUUGUAUGAGUCAGCAUUUUCUGAGGGCUCCAAGGCAGGUGCUACUUCUUAGAGCUAGGAGAAAAAUAUUUUCUCUGCCAAUUUAAUUUUAAAAAUUAAAAAAAUCGAAGGAAAUUUUAAAAAUGCUGUUUUGUUGGACAAUUUUUGUGGCAUUUUUCCUUGAAAAAAAUUAAACCAAUCGUAACAAAACAUUUUAGUUCUUUCGUUGUUAUAUUCCCCCCACCCACACUUUUCGCUCUGUCUUUUCUUUCCCUUCCAUUGGAAAAUGGGAAGAGGGGAAGGAGAGAAAGAAAAGUGAGCAGAUGCACCCAAAAUUCCAAGUUUGUUUCACUUUUUCAGAAGCCAAGACUCUCAAAAGCAGUUUUUGAUUCAAAAUUUGUCAUUUAGUUUAAUCAAAAAACUGAAAAAUUUCAAAGGAAUGAAAAAUUUCCCACCACAUUUUUCAUUUCCCUUGAAAAGCCAGUUUUCAGUG